AUGCAGCCCCCUGCGGGACGCUUCGGCCAGCGGGUGGGGCGGCAGAGGGGGCCCCUUGGGGCCCUUUCGGAUGGCAGUGGCGACGAGCUAUCUGUUGCGGCCCCCCACGCAGCAGCAGCAGCAGCAGCAGCAGCAGCAGCAGCAGCAGCAGCAGCAGCAGCAGCAGCAGCAGGGACAGCAACUGCAGCGGCGGUGGCGGCGGGGGCCCUUCGUGUAGCACGUCCACGUUCUGGAGCGCGAAUUUAUCCGUAUCUUUCGCAGUCGAUAGGCCCCCCUUUGGGGGCUCCUGUGGUUGCGGGGGGCCCCCUAGGCCCUGGUGUCUCUGAGGGGCCCCCUGACUCCCAGUACUGCAGCCCUUUGUAUCAGUUGGCCUCUCGGCUGUCGCCAGAGGAGCUCAGGGAUUUGGUGUUGCUGCAGUGCAAGCUGCAGCAGCAGCCGUCUUCCCAGGGGGCCCCCUCCGCCAUUGCAGCUGCGGCAGCUGCUGCCGCAGCAGGGCGGGGCGCAGCAGCAGCAGCAGCAGCGGCAGCGGCAGCAGCAGCGGGCGAGUUGGACUCCCACGGACGGCGCGUGCUGCGUUUGGUGCCGUUCAAGGGGCGAACUCGGUGGAGCGGGGGGGAAGAGGGGGAAGGGACGUCACUAGCAGCCUCCGCAGGCCCCCCCCCCCGCAGCAGCAGAAAGCGAAAGCGCGCAGCAGCGAGGCUAGACCGGUUGCACCUGUUGCGGUGUCUGCAGUGUGGGCAGGUGGAGGCGCGUGGCAGCAAGUUUGGGGACUACAUCAGCUGCGGUGCAUGCGGAGCUUCCGAUUUCGCUGUGGGGGUCGAGUUGGGACCGGAUGCCAGUAGGGCUGCUGCUGCCGAGGCUUGCGAACAGCCUUCCUUCGCAGCUCGCCACGACGCAAGGGUGGGUGUGCAGCAGCAGUCAGUGCAGGGGAGGAGGCGCGUGGCCGCUUCCGAGAACAAGUGCAGCAGCAGUAUGAACAGCACGCCUGCAGCAGCGGAUACUGGCUUUACCGGCCUCUCCACCACCUCGCACAGAAGGGGCGGUGCCGCUGAUGGGAAUCGUAAACUGGGGUGGCUUGCAAGAGCAGCUGCAGCAGCAGCUGCUGGGGUAGCUGCUUUCCCUCAGUUCCCCUGGGCCUGUUGCAAUGUUAUGAGGCCCCCUGUUGGGCCCUGGGGUUCACGUUCAUGCUGUUGGCUUAGCAGAACGGCGUGGCAGGGGAGGAAAGGCAGACAAAAACAGCGGAUAGACGUGCAGAGCAAUAGAGAGCUGAUGGUUAAGGUCGAUGGAGACGUGAGUGUAUGCAAAGUCAGAGCCAUAGGAAGAGAAGGGCAGUCUGCGGAGGUAGAGCGACGGAGCGGUGCAUGCGAAUCAGAGCGCCUCAGAGGCGUGAAGGGGGGUCUAGCUAAGCGAGGUGGAGGGGUCAAUGCGAGAGGCCAAAAGACUGAGGCUCUUCGAAUAGGGUGGAGGCAAGCAGGCUAG
Molecule: messenger RNA, 1479 nt
Organism: Cyclospora cayetanensis
Lineage: Eukaryota; Apicomplexa; Conoidasida; Eucoccidiorida; Eimeriidae
Exons: 3
Coding region: 1-1479 (492 amino acids)
Source: RefSeq, a predicted model, not a curated record